CUCUCCAUCUAUUGCCCCCUUCUCUCACUCCCCUUCCUCUGCUAUGCUCUGUCUCUGUUUCUCUCUGAUAGAGAAGAGAGAGAAGCAUUGUGUGGCAGUGGUAGUUGUAGCGAGGUACCUUUUCUUCGUCUGAGAGAGGUGGCUUUCAUCUUCUACCUUCCGCAAUUUCUUCUCCCUUUUGUUUUCUUCUCAGAUAGUACUAGCCAAUUCCAUCUAAAAUGGUCGAAGCCGAACCCAAAUUCUUCAUGCCGGACACAAUCCGAAGUGCGAGUUACGACCUCGCGGGACAGAUUAAGCUCAUAUGGGAAGUGGUCAAAACUCCAUUAAUUGUGCCACUUCUGAACCUUGGAGUCUACAUUUGCUUGGCAAUGUCUCUCAUGCUCUUCAUCGAGAGGCUGUAUAUGGGAGUCGUCAUCAUCCUCGUCAAGCUGUUCUGGAAAAAACCAGAACAGCGUUACAGAUACGAGCCUAUUCAAGACGAUGUUGAAUUGGGGUCCUCCAAUUUCCCAGUCGUUCUUGUCCAAAUCCCAAUGUUCAAUGAAAGAGAGGUUUACAAGGUCUCCAUUGGAGCAGCUUGCGGGCUUUCAUGGCCCUCGGACCGUCUGGUGAUCCAAGUCCUCGAUGAUUCUACUGACCCGGCUAUCAAGCAACUGGUGGAGCAAGAGUGCCUGAGAUGGGCAAGCAAAGGGGUAAACAUAACGUAUCAAAUACGGGAGAACAGAACUGGAUAUAAAGCCGGUGCGCUGAAAGAAGGGCUCAAGCGAAGCUACGUGAAACACUGCGAGUAUGUGGCCAUUUUCGACGCCGACUUCAGGCCGGAGCCGGACUUUCUCCGGCGAGCCAUUCCCUUCUUGGAUGGCAACCCCGACCUGGCUCUGGUUCAAGCACGCUGGAGAUUCGUGAAUUCGGACGAAUGUAUACUAACGAGAAUGCAAGAGAUGUCUCUGGAUUACCAUUUCACAGUGGAGCAAGAAGUUGGGUCAGCUACUCAUGCCUUCUUUGGCUUUAAUGGCACAGCAGGCGUUUGGAGAAUUGCUGCUAUCAAUGAAGCAGGAGGUUGGAAAGACAGGACAACUGUGGAAGACAUGGAUCUUGCAGUUCGUGCUAGCCUUAGAGGUUGGAAAUUUCUCUACCUUGGUGACCUCCAGGCAAAGAGUGAGCUUCCCAGUACAUUAAGGGCCUUCCGUUUUCAGCAACAUCGAUGGUCUUGUGGUCCUGCUAAUCUUUUCCGCAAAAUGGUGAUGGAGAUUGUCAGGAACAAGAAAGUGAAGUUUUGGAAGAAAGUGUAUGUGAUAUAUAGCUUCUUCUUUGUACGUAAAAUCAUAGCCCAUAUGGUGACCUUCUUCUUCUACUGUGUGGCGCUUCCCCUCACAAUUUUAGUCCCUGAGGUUCAUGUUCCAAUAUGGGGAGCUGUUUACAUUCCUUCCAUCAUCACCAUCCUCAAUUCAGUGGGAACUCCAAGGUCCAUUCACUUAUUGUUCUACUGGAUCCUCUUUGAGAAUGUCAUGUCUCUGCAUCGUACCAAAGCUACUUUUAUAGGUUUGCUGGAAGCUGGGAGAGCUAAUGAGUGGGUUGUCACUGCAAAACUUGGAGACUCCGUGAAUAAUAAGAACAAAGCAGAUGCUGUUAAGAACAAGAUAAAUGUCACCAAGCCUAUCAAAAAACCCCGACUCAAAUUAGCCGAAAGGUUUAAUUUACUAGAGCUGGGAUUUGCAGUCUUCCUCUUCUUUUGUGGAUGUUAUGAUUAUGUACAUGGGAAGAACAACUACUUUGUGUACCUCUUCCUUCAGACCAUAACAUUUUCCAUCGUUGGAUUUGGCUAUGUUGGCACCAUUGUGUGAAGCUCUUGAUCAGAGUCCGUCGGCAUCUCCAGAGCUGUAGUUUUAAGUUUUACAUGUGUCUCAAACAAAUGCAUAGAGGGUUGAUUUCUUUUAGAAACAAAUCUAUGCACCAAACCAUGAAUUAUUUUUUUGGCAAGAGAAGUUCUUCCCCAAGAUCCUAAGCUAUCAAAGUCAAGAAGAUUCUCAGAAAUCACAGACAGAUAUUACUAUUAUUGUUUCCAGAAAGCAUUACAUAGACCUGAGGCAAGGAAGAUGACCUUCCAAAAUGUGCUUCAUUAGAGUUUUUAGUUUAGUAGAUAAUGUCCUUUUGUUUCCAUAGAUUGUUCUAUGAGAAUUUGUACUUAUUUCAUGAUCCUCUAUAUAAGCUUUGGUUUUGGUCAAUUGGAGCCCUCGGAUCUGCUGGAUAAUAUAGGUGAACUUGAAAUGAAUUAUAUAAGUUUUGUUUUCAUCAUAUAUAUAGAUAUACCAUGCUCUCAAA
Molecule: messenger RNA, 2319 nt
Organism: Prosopis cineraria
Lineage: Eukaryota; Viridiplantae; Streptophyta; Magnoliopsida; Fabales; Fabaceae
Product: glucomannan 4-beta-mannosyltransferase 2
Exons: 9
Coding region: 219-1841 (540 amino acids)
Cellular component (GO): Golgi apparatus
Molecular function (GO): mannan synthase activity
Source: RefSeq, a predicted model, not a curated record